AUGAGUGGCGGAGAAGCAAACAGUGUUCAAUGCGUCUAUGUUCUCUCUGACAUUGACGGGUAUAAGUACAAACUUGUGAUGGAGGGGGAUGUGCGUCACUUAACAACCAAGAAAGCGAAACGGUAUUUGCAGAAUGCUACGGGCCUAAGUAACGAGCAGCAAGAACUUUUUUUUAGAGGCCGAAUCCUGCAGGACGAUGAGUGUGGCGGUGAUGUGGGCCUCAUGGACGGAGCGGUGUUGCAAUUGCGUCAUGUGGAUGGGCUACGUCAGACUAAUAAUGGUGCCGCUGAUGGAGGUAGAGGUGGAAGUGACGAGUGUGUUAACAGGCCGAAAAGCCGUUCACACUUGAUGGGAGGUGCGAAGCGUCGUGGAAGAUCAACGGCAGUUGACGCUUUUUCAUACGAGUUCCCACCGGCAGGGAUGCCGACGCCGUUACAAUGCAGCCGCCACCGUGACGUUUUGAACGAUGAAGAAAACUUGGAGAGUCCGCCUCCGAGGUUCGCUAACUGCGGUGACAAAUGCAUCGACUACAAGUAUCGUAAAUUAGAACUCGAGAACGCUCGACUGGAAAGGUGCCUCGUGAAGCUGGAGCGUCGACUUGCCAAUGCCGCUUCAGACUGGCGGCUGCAGGAAGAGAUUAAAGAGUUGCAAGGCACCAUUGCGCACUUGGUAGAAGAGAAGGAGGCCAUAAAGCAUUCUUCAGAGGAAAGUUGGAAGGCUAAAGAGGAGGAGCUGGUGAAAGAACUUGAUCUCUUGCGUGAGGAACGGCGUAAACUACAUCGGGAACAAAAAUCCUUUGAGGAGGAGCAACGUGUGGUGGUGCGCAGCUUAGAGGACCAAAUCCGCACUCAGCAGAAGAGGAUUCUUGAACAGGAGGCGCUGCUGGCACAGCAAUCUCAACAACAGCAUCCAGAAGCUAUAUCCAUCACGGAAAAGGCUGAAGCCAAUCUGAAGCAACUCUCACUGGAGCUUAAUAUUUCCCAACUACACUUAGAUGACAAUGACACUUGCGUUCUACCGUUGGAAGAUGGGACAAAUGUCCUCGUCACGCUGGAUACCGCGACAAAGCGCCUAUUCAUGUACGCAGUCAUCGCAAAUUCGCUACCAGAAAAUGCCGAAGAUCGAUUGCAACUGUUUGAGAUGUUGCUUGAGGGAGCUCUACUGGGUCGUGAGAUGGCCGGCGGUGGCGUUGGCGUUUGCUCACGCAAUAAUCUUAUUAUCAUGGACGUAUGCAUUGACAUUGCACACGCGAAUGAAUACGCCUUGGCAAGCGUCGCCCGGCCCUUCAUGGCGUCUGUUCAGCAAUGGCUAGAGGUCGCCAAAAAUGUGGUGACGCACUAG
Molecule: messenger RNA, 1341 nt
Organism: Trypanosoma rangeli
Lineage: Eukaryota; Euglenozoa; Kinetoplastea; Trypanosomatida; Trypanosomatidae
Exons: 1
Coding region: 1-1341 (446 amino acids)
Biological process (GO): protein secretion by the type III secretion system
Molecular function (GO): protein binding
Source: RefSeq, a predicted model, not a curated record